AGGAGAAGAGGUGGAAAGGAAAAAAAAAAAACUGUCGCGUGUGGAGGCGGGCAGGCAGCAAAGGUCCCCCUCGCCGACGGUGACGUGACGACAUGGAGCUCACCGGUGCCGCGCUCCGGCGGUCCCUGCCGGCGGCGUCCCCGGCGGCCGCGAGGUGGAGGGGGAAGGGGCGGAGGAGGGCGCCGGCCAGGGUGUCCUGCGUCGGGGGCGGGGGGUUCGCGGAGGAGGGCCACCUCAGGUACUACGAGGCCGCGGCCCCGCGGAGGAAGGCCGUGGAGGCGGUGGCGAGGGACCUGGCCAAGCUCCGGGCCAUGGGGCUCGUCGCGGGGGACGCGGCCAAGGAGAAGGUCCUCUCGGAAGCCACGGAUCUUCUGCUGCAGGAGCUGAACCAGAUGAAGGACGAGGAAUACAAGAUGAAGAAGGCCCAGAAAGAGGAGGAGAAGGCUGCCAUGAAAGCACUGAAGCAGCAGCAGAAGGAAGCGAAGCAGGCUGUCACAGCCGCCAUGAUGAACUGCGAAGAUGAGUCGUCCUCUGAAUCAAGUGAGAGCGAUUGUGAGGACGAGCAAGCCAUGAAUGUUGAGCUGGACAUGGUGAUCUCGGCAGCAGUUCCUGAAGUUGUUGCACCCGGCGUAUCGACUGUCUCCGCAAUGGAGUGCGAGAAGGCUGCAAUGAAGGCCAUGAAGAAAAUGGAGAAGGAACGAAUGAAGGCCAUGAAGAAGAUGGAGAAGGAGCAGAAGAAGGCUGCGAAGAAGGCCAUGAAGAUGGAGAAGGAAGCAAAGAAGAUGGCCAUGGCCACACUGAAUGGCUGCAGGGAUGAAGACGAUUCCUCGUGCUCAUCAGAGUCCAGUGACAGCGAAUGCGAGGGGGAGGUUGUCAGGAUGAGCCGCUGCGCUACAAUCACCGCACCACAAAUGCCAUCUCCAAGCACGGUUUUCCCCAUCAUAGUUCCUCAAAUUCCACCCUCGCUGCCUUCGGAGCCAUCUCAAGCUUCAGAGCCUGCAACUGCAAUGCAAGUCAACAGCAUCAGCAGCAUUGCAGUAGCUGAGACAUCCACAACCAACAGAAUCGAGGUCUGCAUGGGUGGCAAAUGCAAGAAAUCAGGCGCGCUUGCUCUUCUGCAGGAGUUCGAGAAGACUGUGGGCACUGGAGGUGCGGUCGUCGGGUGCAAGUGCCUAGGAAAGUGUGGCCUAGGGCCCAACGUGCGCCUGAGGAGCGAGGUCUCAGCGGAAGGUUCUUCAAAGAGGAACCCACUUUGCAUCAGCGUAGGGUUAGAAGAUGUUGGCACCAUAGUGGCAGGUCUCUUCGGGGAUGUUGAGCUGGGCAUGACGUCCACCUAGACCUAGCACUCUUGGCAAGAGUUGAAGCUGUAUUAGCUGUUGUUGUACUGAACAAAUAUACAGCACAGACCAUAGCUACGGCCCUGCUUAUGUACUAUAUAUAGAACAUCUAAAUCUAUGCUAAUCAAGGUUUCAGAUUUGAGAUCCA
Messenger RNA from Setaria italica (foxtail millet), 1485 nucleotides. Its product is annotated as diacylglycerol O-acyltransferase 3, cytosolic. The record is from RefSeq and is a predicted model, not a curated record. Bases 93 to 1337 code for a protein of 414 amino acids. The transcript is spliced from 2 exons. Lineage: Eukaryota; Viridiplantae; Streptophyta; Magnoliopsida; Poales; Poaceae.